AUGGCACUGAGGGCAAAGGUGGCGGCGCUUGAGGCUGAGGCGGCUUCUGCUAGGGCCGAGCUGGAAAAGGCGCGUGCUGAGAUGGCGGCGAAACGCUCCUCGCUCAAGCAGCUCGAGGCGCGGACCAAGGCGCGGGUCCAGAUCCGCGGGCGCGGGUCCGAGAAGGACGGAAAGCGGGUGCUCUCGCAGGGCUCAACCGAGAAGCUCCACGCAGUCAUCACGGCUUCGACUGAGGACGAGUCGCACGCGCACAAGCUGCGCAACGAGCUCGUGCUCGCCAACAUCCGGACCGAGACCGUGGCCAAGCGGAUGGAGGCUGAGCUCGAACAUGUGCGGUCAAUGGUCGAUGCGGCGCCCGGCGCCCGCGAGCGUGCCAUCAAGGGCUUACAAGCCACACUGGAUGCUACGUUGCGGGCUCUGUACGAUGCGCAGGAUGUGGCGGCGGCGUCAGAUGCCGCUGCGCGCACCCUCUCCACAGAGUCGGCGCUCAUCAUCGACGCCUUUGUCUCGUAUGUCGAGGCUUGCGAGGUCGGCAUUGCAGUGAGUGCACCCGACCCGCAAGCAGAACCCAUCGCAUACAUUCAGUACUGGCGAGCACGAACGGUGGAGAUCGUCAAUGCGCAUGCGGCGCAGCUCGCGCUCGACGGCCGGGUCCCAUUCGACAACGCAAUGGUCGACUACGAGCCUCCUCCAGCUGCCGGCGCCGCCGCUCGCGACCGUCCUCCGCCACGCUAUGACGCUGGUGCCAUGGCCCGUGCCCGCGCCGAUCAGCUUCUGGCUGCCGCCAAAUCCUCGAUUCGCGGACAGAGCCCAAUCAUCCAGCCGCGGUAUGCCGGCCCGGCGUACAUCGGAAUUGCCACGCCUCCGCCCAAGCCCGCUCCUCCCACGGCCCAAGACGUUGUGCUCGCGGCGCUUGCGGCGAAGGGCGCCCCGGACGGGGUGGACGGUGGGGUGUGGCUUGCAUGUGCGCGCGAGGCUCUGGCAGAACUGUCCGAGUACCCGGUGGACGUCCUUGCCAUCUUUACGGUCGGAAGGGUACAAUUGAAGGUGGCCGAGGCCACAGCCGAGGCCAAGGCCGAGGCGGAGCGGGCGGCACGCGAAGAGGCCGAGGCGGCACGCGAAGAGGCCGAGGCGGAGCGGGUGGCACGCGAGGAGGCCGAGGCGGCACGCGAGGAGGCCGAGGCGGCACGCGAGGAAGGCGACGCCAAGGCCAGAGCGCACGUGGCGUUUCUCAUGGGCAAGAUCCCCGAUUUCCGCACUUUGCCGAGCUGA
Molecule: messenger RNA, 1272 nt
Organism: Thecamonas trahens ATCC 50062
Lineage: Eukaryota; Apusomonadida; Apusomonadidae
Exons: 3
Coding region: 1-1272 (423 amino acids)
Molecular function (GO): RNA binding
Source: RefSeq, a predicted model, not a curated record